Molecule: messenger RNA, 315 nt
Organism: Pestalotiopsis fici W106-1
Lineage: Eukaryota; Fungi; Ascomycota; Sordariomycetes; Amphisphaeriales; Sporocadaceae
Exons: 1
Coding region: 1-315 (104 amino acids)
Biological process (GO): mitochondrial proton-transporting ATP synthase complex assembly
Cellular component (GO): mitochondrial matrix
Source: RefSeq, a predicted model, not a curated record
AUGGCUACUGCUGCCCGCACCCGAUCGAUUUACCGCGCCCUCCUCCGGGAGCUGCCUCCGCGACCUGCCCAGCCCAGAUCAAUGCUCCACACCAAGCUGCGAGAGACAUUCACAAGCAACACACCGACCGAGAAAUCACUGGCGCAAGCAGACCAAUUGGUCCAAUAUCUCCAAGCGCAAAGGCAAUAUGUCACGCUGGUCGAGAGAUAUAACCCAGGCAUGAACAUGGACGAGGAAGAGCGAGUCAGACUGACGGCUCGGAGGGUUGGCAUGGACUUACCGAUCGAGUACCAAAACGAUGGAGAAAAGGCAUAA